Molecule: messenger RNA, 6927 nt
Organism: Penaeus monodon (black tiger shrimp)
Lineage: Eukaryota; Metazoa; Arthropoda; Malacostraca; Decapoda; Penaeidae
Exons: 9
Coding region: 205-4164 (1319 amino acids)
Molecular function (GO): protein binding
Source: RefSeq, a predicted model, not a curated record
ACGAAAUCAUCGUUAGUAGCACCGGGGAGACUAUAGCCGGCGGGUUGGAGCUGCCACAUCCACCUUUUACUUCCAUUCCCUUUUCUGCGGAUAUGUGAAUCAACGUGCCAGGUUGGAUCAGUCUGCCCAUGAAACGCCUCCUCUGGUCGUCCCAUGGGCCUCGACUGCCCUUAGGUCUUCUUGGGUGGGGGCAAUCGCGUGGCCAUGGUUAAGGAGGCAAACCAGGUUUUCAACGGUGGUGGUCCCUGGUGGUCACACGUGGCGUUUCCAGCGUCCAGCCCUGCCACGAAUUGCUUGGGACCCCUUGAUGACAUUCCGGUUGCUUAUGGUUACUACAAAAUCGCUCUCCUGCUCAGCUCGCCUCAACUGCAACCCAUCAUUCUUCACGUGGGCCUUUCAAGUUAUGCUAUACAUGCUAUAAAAAAUUCACGGUUUGCGGCCAUCUCAGUGCUCGGAGAACAUGGUAGAUUGGCAGUCAUUUUCGCCAACAUUGCUGAAUUUUUCCAUAAACUGGACUUAUUUAGUCUUGAUGACUUAUCAAGAGCUCUUGAAGAUAAACUGAUAAAGUUCUGCCAAAAUGCAGAAAAUCUGCAGUCCCCAGGUCCAAUUUUGUCAUGCCAGACAACUUGCAAAGACACAUCUAAAAGUAGAGCAGUCAUCCUUUAUAUACACCAUGGGAAGAAAGCCAUACUUGCAGAAGUCCCGCCUCCUAAAACAUACCUUGUUGAACCUGCCAGAGGGGAUUCCCAAUAUGCUAGACUCCUGUACAUGCUCAGAAGAGGACAAAUUAAAGGCGCAAAACUUCAGCUCGAGCAAGACAUUCCUCUAACUUCUAAACGAAGAAAAAAACUUUUGUCUUUAGCAAUUGCUAGGGGCUACACAAAUAUUGUUGAGAUCCUCCUACAGAGAAAAACCGGUGUCUCAGAUAUCCAUUUCAAACUGGCCGCAAGAUACAGACGAAUCCACACAGCAAGGCUGUUAAUGAAACAGAAAAGACAAAUGAAAGCAGAAAAAGCUAAUGUACUUCGAACUGAAGCCGAGGACUAUGGAAAUAAUGCCAUUGUGCAACUGGCCACUAAACACGCCUGCAAACUUCCUUCCAAAAGCAACUUCCAAGACAAAUGGAACGAAAUUGAAGCCAAAUACAACAAAGAAUGGCAGAGGGUCACCAGUAAGAUCUUGAAGUUUAACGAUGUCCAGUGCUUGCGCGAAUUCAUCGUAGACAACAUAAACUUCAUUCACUACCAGGACCACAAAGGACUCACGCCGCUCCACGUGGCGGCUGAACAGGGUCACGAGCUCUGCGUGAAGGAGCUCCUGGAACACGGCGCCUUGCCCAAUGCACGCACUAACGACCUCAAGACCCCAGCUGACCUCGAAAACUCCCAGGGCCACUGGAGGAUAGUAAAGAUCAUAGAGAGAAAGAUCCAAGUCGGGGACAGUGGAAAGAGUCGCAAAGACGUCUCCAAACGAUACUUCCGUCUUCUGGAGGCAAUAUCCAAGGGUGGGAAAAUCUUUGCAAAUGAUACAGAAGAAAAGGCAGCAAGAGUCGAGUUGGUGAAGACUGUGACAUCACUGCUUGCAACCGGAACGCCUCUCGAAUUUUGUGGACCCUUUAACAACAGUGCUCUCCUGCUCGCCAUUUCCACCAACAGCACACCGCUUCUUCCCCUGCUGUUGGCUGCUGGGGCUCCUCUCACUGCUACCACCUCCGGUCUCGGACCCCUCCAACUGGCAUGGAUCACUCCAGGGGUAACACCUUGGGUCAGUGUAGUGGUGGCUAGGGCUAUCCGGCAUAAACUCAGAGUCGAAAUGGACUUCUCUCCUGAAAAUCCCAUGGAACAGAUGUUAAAGUCAGGCAUAAGUGAUCUGUUACAGCAUCUGGAAGGAAGGAAAUCCUGGAAAGCAAAGUUCAAUAGUGCAAAGAACAACUCUGAACACCUUACCCAGUUGUUGGUUACAGCCUGCAAGCGUGGAGCCACUACCUCUGCCUGGUGGGUGUGGCAAGCAGGUGGCAGCCCUGUUUCAUCCAUCCCUUCCACCUCAGCCCUCCAUGCAGCACUUAACCCUGAGCAGCCUCACUUGGAUACGGCAAGAACGCUUACCAUCCGCAUGGGGUGCAAUCCCUUCCUGCCAGGUGAAGAUGGUUCACUCCUCUUCGACAACAUGCCGUUGGAGUUUCGGAAGCAACUACUGCAGGAUUCUCUUGUAAGGGAGUACCGGUGCCUGUACACGGAGAUGGCAAAGGCACGGCGCCACAGAAACAGAAAAAAAAUCAUAAACCUCCAGCGUCUUGUAGUUCUGCAGAUUCUUCUUUACAUUCAGUACGAAAUGCACAGCGAAGAAACAUCUUACCCUUUCCUGCAAGACCUGUUGACAUGUAGCGAGUUGGAGCUAACGGGAAAUCAAGAGGAAGAAUUGCAUGAUUUAAAUGAAGAAUGGAUUACAAGUUUUAUCAGGAAACUUGAUGCUGAUUGUGAAGGUAAGACUACAUCUGACUCACUCAGCGAGGAUGAAGAGGAUGAAUUCUAUCAAUUAUCUGAAUGCCUGAGGUUGUUCUCUAGAAGGAAACGCAAAGGCAGUGAAUAUAACAUCAAACAUGACUGCCUCGACCUUCUCUAUAAAAAAGCACUGACAAUGUGUAGUAAAGAAAAUCUUACUGCAUUCCUUUAUUUGCUAGUCAGUGUGGCAGGGGUCCAUGUAAAUGGGGAAGUGGAUCCUAUAUGUGGCACACAAGCUCUUCAUCACGCAGCCCUGCAUGGUAACCUGUCCAUAGCAAUGUCACUGGUCUGCUUUGGAUGUUCUAAAGAAGCAAGAGAUCAUGGGAGAAACACGCCUUCGCACUAUGCCUACAUGGCUGGCCAUACGGAAGUUGCACAAUUUCUCGCAGAUGGUAUUGAAAAUGAGGUAAAUAACCGUGAGUUACGACCGUAUGACAUGUUUGAGCGUUACAACACCUACCUUGACCAGCAAAGUCUCACUCUUGUAAGUAGUAUAAAUGAGGAACAGGAAAUAUUUAAUGACAGUAAAACACUAAUUGAACUUCAUCUUCACCAUCUUCGAGAGACUUGGGAAGCCAAAGGGGGUCUCAUCAAAACAGUUAAAGAUACUCAUGUGGAUUUUACAAAGGGCGAAUCUUUAGAAGUCAAACAAGCCAUCACAAAAGUAGCCGAAGACCUCAUUUCUGAAAUUGCCAAAGUCAACAAGAUCUUUGAGGGAGACCUUGUUGGUGUAGGGAGUGCUGCAGAUGAUGCUAGAAUGUUCUGCCCUGACGAAUAUGACUUCAAUCUUGUUUUAAGAAACAUAAGUGGUCACCCGGGAGGAGGUCUCAAAUUUGAGCUUCAGAAUUCCCCUGAAAGGGUACUAUUUCAGAAACACAUAGAAUUGUCAGCUGAAAGAGAUGAACUCGAAAAUCUUAUGGAUGGAUCUAAUUUCACUGAUACGUUUUAUAACACAGCAAAAGAUUGCUUGAGAAACUUGAGGCUUGCUGAUGACAGGCUCAUCUUCAUCUCUCCUGGGAUCAAGAACACGCAGGUAGGUAUUAAUUUGUGCAUGGUAUGGAUGGGCCAAGAGUUCCCUCUCUUGAUGAUAGACGUGGAUAUAGUUCCAACAGUAGAGGCACCUUGGCCCCAACAACACCCACGGCCCCUUCUCACUCCCUCAGACAUGAACACAGUUUAUCUCAGCAACACAACUAGGAAAGAAUGGAGAUUUUCCUUCGGUGUUGCCGAAAACCAGAUCAUGAAAAAACUGAGUGAUCAUCAGAGAAGAGUGUUCUUGGGCUGUAAAUUACUUUUAUCAUCACUUAGGGUAUCAUGGUGGGUGCCAAAGGAGACCAAGAAACAGUUCACUUUUUGGGAUAAACGAGUAUUUCGACUCUCAGUUCCUGCAGGUUUUGUCUUGAAGAAUGUGUUUUUCGAAGAACUUCAGGAUGUGCAAGAUGAAGAUCUCUGGACAGAAGACCAUCUUUUGGAUAGAAUGAAGUCCGGCUUCAGCCGCAUGUGUGAAGGUAAGAGUGAUCCUAAAUGCCAAAUGCCACGCAAGGUGAUGGCCUAUUUUGGAGGCAAUACUCAGCUCCCGUCAUUUGCACUCCGAGCCCCAGAUAUUCUAGCUUUCCUAAGGUCAUUAGAUGCUUUACCAGUCCAGCCCAAUUCUAAAGUGUGAAUGUGUUCAGAGUAAGUUGGUUUGGAGGUCAUACUUUUUUGGUUAGUAUUAUUAUUAUUAUUAUUUUAUUUAUUUUUUUAUUUCUAAAGACUCUUUUUUUCUUAGAAGUUAUACAUUUUCAUCAGAGGAAUACUCAAACUGUUCAUUUUGUAGAUUAGUUUAUUGUAAUGAGUAUUCCAAUGUACAGGCAUGACACCAUCAGCAGCUUGUAACCAAGAAACUCUAAAAGGAAUACAGACUUGUAUUCAUUACUGUUUUCUUGUCUCUAUCAUAUGCAUUAUAAGUAAAGGUAACUUUUCAUUUUUAAUUACUAACAUGUCAGCUACAAGAAAUCUUAUUAUCUAAAUAUGGCGAGUUACGGUUUAGCGAGAGCAAACAGGUGUUUUGGAAAGAAAGAAUUACAAUGACUUAUAACUAAUGAUUAUGAAUCUGACGCAAUAUGAUAUGCUGAUCCGACAUUGUGUUAUCAAGCAAUAUUUACAGCAAAGGGAGAAAGACUCUGACCUUUUGCAUCGUUUGUUGGGAAGAGUUUUCUUUCCUUGUUCUUGUUUUUGCCACCAUGAGCAAUGUGCCUACUUUUAUCAGUUACACAAAAUCAGGUAUUGUAAAAAUCCUGUAACAGAGGCUUGUGGAUUUAGCUGCCAUGUCUGGUAUUUUUUUUCUCUCUCUUUCUUUUAAUAGCUUGUGAAUCUUUUAAAUCAUAGAGUCCUUCAGGCUUUUUUGUGAUUUAUAUGUCAGCUGCUCACUGCGGCGGAUGAUAAAAGACUAUUGUCGGUACAGUAAAAUUUCAUGUUUUGCAGUAGAGUUUUCUAAAUCAUAUCUUUUCAUCAAGAACUUUUAAUACCAGGCAUUCAUAAUGAUUGCAUUAUACUGAUGCCAUUGUUACUGCUUACAGAUAUUUCAGUGUGAUUAAGAAAGCAUCCAUAUCUGUGUGGAAUGAUGAUUCAUGGAAAUGACAGAUUGGGAUUUUUCUUCUACAGUGGUUUGUCUUUCUGAAUUUCACAACAAUUAUGAGCAUCGUUAAUCAGAUCUGUGUUCAUUUUAAGGUAAGUGAAAGCCGGGAACCUUUGAUCUUCACUAUAGUUAUCGUGACAUUCGUUACAAUUAACCUUUCAUGUGUUUUCUUUUGUGAUUAUUGCAGAAAGAAUAAGCUUGAUCUCUUAUGAUUGUUUUCUUUUUUAUGUGAUGAAAACAAUAGGAUGCAUUUUGUGGUAAAAUUAGUGAUAUUAUAAAGUUCAUAUCAAUUUUAUUUCCACUUGAGUUGAUUUUUUAUGAGAUUAAUUCUGUAAUGAUCAUUAUAGUUUCAUACAGAAUUAUACUAUUGUAUAUUUUACAGUUACAUAUUUCACGAAAAUUUUCUCAUUUUUUAGAUAAGUAUUACCAUUUCCUAUAUAUUUGUUACAAAAAAAAAUCGAUGAUAGAAAACAUUUUUACACAACCAUGACACAGGCAAGUGUUAAAUGCGAAGAAUAGCCUCAAACCUAUCAGGUCACAAGGCAUACUAUACAAAGCCUAUAGGUAUCAGUAAAAGGAAUGAGGAUCUAGGGGCACUUCUAUUGGCGUGAUCCGUGACGCGUUUGUAUUCGAAACAUUAACCUCACGUGUUCACUGUAUGUAUAAUAAGAUCUGUUACAUCAGUGAAUAUCAGAUAGAACAAUCAGAUUUGUUUAAGUAUUUUGCUGCUAGUUUUGAGACAGGAUUUGCCAAGGCCAAGAAGGAGGUUUGCAGCUUCACACCCAAAUUGAUUAUGAACACUUGGUAUGUAUGUGCACAUGUGCCUAUUUGCUCUGCUAUUAAUAUUUCAUGGUUAUUAUAAAUGAUUAUGUUAAGCCUUUUAGUACAUGUUUUUUUCAAUAUUUAUGGAGAUAUUUUUUGCAAUGGAAGCUUUAUAGUAAUUGUUAUUUACUUUAAUUUACUCAGAAACAUGUUUUACAUUUACACAGAAACCAGAUUAGAUAUGGUGUUGAUUACUGAUUAUCAUCAUUUGGAGUUGAAAACAGUUUGCUCUUCUGGAACGACAUCGAUAUUAAAAGAAAUACAUAAAGUAGUUGGCCAAAUUUUCGAUUUUUUGGGAUGCAUGGUAAAACAGCUACGAUACAAAAGCUUUUUUUUUUUUAUUGAUAUAAUAUGUGUAAUAUGAGAGCAUUCUUGUUUUUUGACUUUUGCACACUGUCGUUUCCUUACUAUAACGAAAUCACAGUAGGGAAUACGUUUCGAAGAGUGACUGGAGAUAAUGAAGACAGACACUUCACACGACAGGGAAAUGAAUGUCGGACCACCAAGACUAGACACACACAACAGACAUUUGAUAUAUAUUAAAGCUGACUUAACAUGUAUAUACAUAUUAUUAUUAGCAACAAAUGAUAUCAUCGUCCAUUUUAUCUAUGUAUAUGUUUGCGUGUGCUUGAUGAUAAUCAUGUUGACAAGUGUUAUCUGUAAUAAGUUAGAUUUCCACGAUAAAAGCUGUUCAAAUGGACUACGUGGCACAGAGUGGGGCAAAAAAUUCAAAGUGUGUUAUCUUGUUUGGGCAUUAGAUAAGACUUGUUACGUUCAAUUCGUUGUACCUGUAAAUGAUUGACAUUUUAUAACAACAAACUGCAAAAUGGCGUUCUACUGACUUUUUUCAUGGUUUUGGUUUUAAGAUGUGUUUUUAAAAAGCCUUAUUUUCAUCUGUUUUUACACAUAGGUAACUGCUCCUAAAAUAAUCUGAACCUUGGUGACUCUUUAUAAAAACUGUAAUAAAGGAAAUUAUGAUAUUCUUCA